AUGGUCGGCUGCCAGCACCUUGAACCGGAGUACCGAGUUGCGGCGACCAUUAGCGAGGAAGCCCUAAAUGAGAGCCUUGAACUCUCUCAGGUCACCGCAAACGCUUUAAUGGACAUUGUGAACCCACCGAACUUGAAAUUUCGUGAUGAUAUUCUCCUCCUUUGUUUAUAUGGAAAGCAUCGUUUGAAAGCGGGCGCGUCAUGCGGGGAAACGCAGUGGUUGGUGGAUCUAUACCUUGAUGAUAUCUCCCCAGAGGCAAUAGUUCAGCUACGGGAGGAGUCAGCAAAUGGUGAGAAAUUCAAGGAAGGAGACAUUUUCCGUGUUUACCGACAGUACAAGCUCCAGCAUAACCACACUCAGGCAAUGAAGUGGAAGGCCAGGUUCGAAUCUGACGAGCGAAGAAAGAUUGCUGGACGCCUGGAGCAAAAGGAAGCACUCUGUGGUGCUUUUGAUCAGCUGCUACCAUACGUUGGCCUAUGGGAACCAGUCAACAUGUCCCAGAUAAAGUGUAUCCUGGGCCUUCGCUGUGACGAGUACGUAUGUCAUUACCUUCACGAAAUUCAGAGACUCUGGUCCAUUCUCUUCAGGCCAGCAGAAGCUGCCCUUGUUGACGCCCCGUCUGUGCGAUUGGUUGAAGGGCGGAUGCCUACAUAUUCAGAGAAUGAUUAUUCAUAUAUAUGCGCGCUUGUGGACUCGGGGCGACUGUUUCCCCUUGUCUGGGGUGAGGGCAGGAAGAUCCUCCGACAAACCCUCCUUCAGGUUCCCGGAAGGAUACUGUCAAUUCGUACGCUAUCUCUGGAUGCACGGUACCUAGAACUACCGGCAAGGGCAUUCCAUCGUCUUUUCCCUCUUCGUAGAAGGGAUACUGUAAGGGGUACUCUCUCUAGGAGCUUCAAUUCAACAGCGGUGGGACGUACGUGCGAAAUUCAAAUCUCGGAACAUGAGUUCGGGGUAGCGCCACCUUCUGCAAGUCCAUUCUUGGUCUGCGUCGUCCAACUUUGGUUAUAUGCCCUAAGACAUUUCACCCGGCCCUGGAAAGAGAAAAGCCAAGAAUCAGCGGCUAUUAAACUGGGCCAAGGGGAUUUCUCCGCCUUGAGAGGAAUGGUCGCCUUGGCGAAUCGGCUACAGUUUUCUUCUGAUCGGAGCAUAGAGUUUCUGGGCUCCAGCACUAGCAGGUCAUCUUCUGAGAAGAUGUUCAGAGCCAUUUGUGAAGAGAACUUCUAUGGUGUUGAUGACGGGAAAAUACGAACGGUGGCCCGGCAUUUUGAGGAAGGCAUCCGUCAGCUUUCUCGUGUUAAGGUUGGUCCGGCCGGCUUACCAGCACUUACCACUAGCCAGCCGGAUAUGAAGGCCCGCCGGCGAUUCAACUCUCCCUGGCAGAAUGAGCACCUACAUGACCGUGCAAGUCUAUUUAUUGACAAGGUCUAUGGUGCAGAUCAAACACCCUCUCAGUAUCCGACUUCCUUCGCCGUUACAAGAGAAAUCUUCUUUGCGUUUUUUGGCAAGGAGCCUUUGCACAGUAUGUUCGUGGGGGAGCCGUCCACGAUAGAACGCACGGCAGAAUUUAACCCAUUAAGACAAGAAAGCCUUACAGUCUCCGAGGAGACUUCAGCCCAAGUACAAACCGAGAUACCAGCUGCAAACACCGUGGAGACUGAGGAGGCAGCUUCUGGACUUUCUCCUGACGAUACAAUAGAUCUCCAGCCACACCCUCCGGGGACGCCUGAUCGGAUGGCGGGUGUGGAAAACGACGUGCCAUUUGCUGCCGGAUUCGAGGAGCAUAUCUCCAAGGCGCCAUUGAAAGUCAAGUCGGAUAUAACCCUUCACCGGAAAGCUAUGGAAAUUCUUCGUAUUUGGUACGAAUACGAACCAAAAUAUGUGAUUGUCCUGUUCAUCUUCGAGUCCCGAACCUAUUACAAAUUCCCUGCCUCUGGAGGCGACGAUCUGCGAGAUACCCUUGAGGAUCUGUCCAAAGAGCACUACUUUCUCGUCUGCAGGGAGUCCAGAAUAGUCCACCCGGAUUUGAACCAAGUUUAUGAGGAUGCGUUACAAUAUCAAUUGAUCCUGGUUGCGAAGAGAAACUGUCCCCUACGUGAUGUCGAUUAUGAGGAUGGGAGGAUAUCUGUUGAUAAGCUAAUAGAGUACAUGACGCACUAUGAUGUGAGGACAGGAAAGAGAAAAGCAACUGGGUCUGACACGCGUGCGACAAAACGACCCGUUCUCCAAUAA
Aspergillus tanneri is the source of this 2229-nucleotide messenger RNA. RefSeq lists its product as uncharacterized. NCBI's taxonomy places the organism in Eukaryota, Fungi, Ascomycota, Eurotiomycetes, Eurotiales, Aspergillaceae. The record is from RefSeq and is a predicted model, not a curated record. The transcript is spliced from 3 exons. The coding region runs from base 1 to 2229 and encodes 742 amino acids.